GUGGUCGUCCUCUGAAAUCCCUAAAAUUGAAAUCCCUAAAAUCGGAGGAAAAAAUAUAUUGAUCCUAGGGUUAUCGACUCUUCUCAACCUCGCCAUGGACAUGGGUAUGUUCAGUCAGCCACCUCCCGUCUACGGAGCCUUGCAAGGGAUGAACUUUUUUGCUUCUAAUCCUGAGAUGAAAGCCUUUUUUGAGAAACCAAGACGCAGUUGGGUUAUUGACGUUGAGGGCUUCGACACUUCUCUUCCUGCGGAUGAGAUGGAGGAGGCGUUGAUCAAUCAUUUCAAGUCAUGUGGAGCAAUCCUUAGGGCUUCUGUCCGGAGACAUCCUGACAACGGCCUUGCUACUAUCGUCAUGGUCGGAGACGACGCUGAUGAGAAGGUGAUGCAACUUAAUGGAACUGAAUUGGGAGGAAAGAAACUUGUUGUUAAGGCCAGGCCACUGAGACUUUUGCUUGAGGAUCACAAUUCACAAAUCCAAAUUCUCCUCCUCCUCCUUAGGCUCUCAGUGAGGGGGAUGCCUCACUACUUCUGCUUCAACUAUUGCAAUAGCAACAUGCCUAUCCGUGGUGCUUCUGCUGAUAAUAUAUCUCCUACCCCUUCCCGAGUUGUAGCUCUGUCCUCUUCAUUGUUUCCUUUGCUUCUGCUUCGGUCUCUGUGUAGUUUUCUUCCUCUUGGACAGAUUCCCAGAAUUGUUGCACCGUUUCCUCUAUUUUCUACACAAGGUUUUAGGUGCUCAGUCUCAGGAUUGUCUUCUUAAACCUGAUGAUCCAUGAUUUUCAUGUACUGCGAAACUCUCUUCUGAGAAGGAGGCUACUUGUGCCGCUGCAACCGCCUACUUGUGCAUACGUACCUCCCUUGUUUGGACAUUGCUAAAUAAAUGCAUACAUACAUC
Messenger RNA from Arabidopsis arenosa, 892 nucleotides. NCBI's taxonomy places the organism in Eukaryota, Viridiplantae, Streptophyta, Magnoliopsida, Brassicales, Brassicaceae. The record is from the annotation of a GenBank genome assembly.